GCGGCGGGAUGGAGGAGGAGGAAGAGAGCGGCCCUGGGGCCGCCACCGCCUGCAGGGCCUCCACGUCUGCCUCCCACUACGAGCUGCCAUGGGUGGAGAAAUAUCGGCCCGUGAAGCUGAACGAGAUUGUCGGCAACGAGGACACCGUGAGCCGGCUGGAGGUCUUUGCCAAGGAAGGGAACGUCCCCAACAUUAUCAUCGCGGGCCCCCCCGGGACUGGGAAGACCACCAGCAUCCUGUGCCUGGCGCGGGCCUUGCUGGGCCCGGCCCUGAAGGAUGCCGUCCUAGAACUGAACGCUUCAAAUGACAGGGGAAUCGACGUGGUGCGCAACAAGAUCAAGAUGUUCGCGCAGCAGAAGGUGACGCUGCCCCGCGGCCGCCACAAAAUCAUCGUCCUGGACGAGGCGGACAGCAUGACGGACGGGGCCCAGCAGGCCUUGAGGAGAACCAUGGAAAUCUACUCCAAAACCACCCGCUUUGCCCUGGCCUGCAACGCCUCCGACAAGAUCAUAGAGCCGAUCCAGUCUCGCUGCGCGGUCCUGCGCUACACCAAGCUGACGGACGCACAGGUCCUGGCGCGGCUCCUGAAAGUCAUCGAGAAGGAAAACGUGCCGCACUCGGACGACGGCCUGGAGGCCAUUGUUUUCACCGCCCAGGGGGACAUGAGGCAGGCUCUGAAUAACUUACAGUCCACCUAUUCCGGCUUUGGCUUCAUCAGCAGCGAGAAUGUUUUCAAGGUCUGUGACGAGCCUCACCCCUUACUGGUCAAAGAGAUGAUCCAGUACUGUGUGCACGCCAAUAUUGACGAAGCCUACAAGAUCCUCGCUCACCUGUGGCGCCUGGGCUACUUGCCAGAGGACAUCAUUGGCAACAUUUUCCGGGUGUGUAAGACCUUCCAGAUGGCCGAGUACCUGAAACUGGAGUUCAUCAAGGAGAUCGGAUACACCCACAUGAAGGUGGCCGAAGGCGUCAACUCCCUCCUGCAGAUGGCCGGCCUCCUGGCCAGGCUGUGUCAGAAGACGGUCGCGCCCGCCGCCAGCUAGAUGAUGGAGCCCGGGGCCGCACCAGAUUCCCGGCUUCUCCCCGCCCCAAGCCGAACUUCUCCGUCCAGGGCCCACAGACCAGGAUGGAGAGGCCCGGGACCGGCGGGCCUGAGACACGAUCUUCCUGCCGCUCUCGGCCUCAAGCAAUAAAAUACCGGGCCGAAUUUCAGCUCA
Messenger RNA from Tachyglossus aculeatus (Australian echidna), 1217 nucleotides. It is a transcript of the gene RFC2, whose product is annotated as replication factor C subunit 2. The coding region runs from base 9 to 1043 and encodes 344 amino acids. The transcript has 11 exons. NCBI's taxonomy places the organism in Eukaryota, Metazoa, Chordata, Mammalia, Monotremata, Tachyglossidae. Gene Ontology annotation, cellular component: nucleus; DNA replication factor C complex. Gene Ontology annotation, molecular function: ATP hydrolysis activity; ATP binding; DNA binding. The record is from RefSeq and is a predicted model, not a curated record. Gene Ontology annotation, biological process: DNA-templated DNA replication; DNA repair.